AUGGCCGGAGCUGUCCUUAACCCUAUAAACACCAGCGCAAAAUCCAUUGCCAGAGAAGAAGGUGGAGAUAAGUCAGAUCCGCGUGAAUCGAGAUCUGAGCUGAACGAAGAGGAGGAAAUAGAAGAUGAAGAGGAGAAGAAGAGGCAGAAGAAAAUAGAGAAGGAGGAAAUAGAAGAUGAAGAGGAGAAGAAGAGGCAGAAGAAGCUCAUAUCCAGAUCUGAUCCUCCAACCAGGUUUUUGGAAAACGGAAGCGAUUAG
Molecule: messenger RNA, 258 nt
Organism: Microthlaspi erraticum
Lineage: Eukaryota; Viridiplantae; Streptophyta; Magnoliopsida; Brassicales; Brassicaceae
Source: the annotation of a GenBank genome assembly